This is a messenger RNA of Saccostrea cuccullata (small rock oyster), 1754 nucleotides long. Its product is annotated as monocarboxylate transporter 13-like. The transcript has 4 exons. Gene Ontology annotation, biological process: transmembrane transport. Gene Ontology annotation, cellular component: membrane. The record is from RefSeq and is a predicted model, not a curated record. The coding region runs from base 97 to 1464 and encodes 455 amino acids. Gene Ontology annotation, molecular function: monocarboxylic acid transmembrane transporter activity. Lineage: Eukaryota; Metazoa; Mollusca; Bivalvia; Ostreida; Ostreidae.
GGGGAGUAACAAAGAAUCUUUGAAAUUGCCAUCUCAUAUCUCAACGUGAUUUCAAAUCUAUUUUUACUUGCUUGUAAAAAGGACAAUUAAUAGCAAAUGAAGAAUCCAUGCGGAAUAGUUGUAGCUGUCUCGGCAUUUCUUAUUCAAUUUAUAAUAUUUGGGAUAUGCCGGUCCUUUGGUAUCUAUGUUAUAGAACUACAAAACGAGUUCAAGACUGGUCUGUCCAUAAUUUCAUCUAUUGGAUCUGUACAUUUUGGCUUUCAACUUUGUACAGGACCAAUUGCCAGUUUUCUAAUGCGAAAGAUGUCUUACAGAAGGGUUUGUUUACUUGGCGCCAUUAUGAGCAGUGUUGGUCUCUCUGUUUUACCGUUUACUUCAAAUAUUCCAUUUUUAAUCUUCUUCUUUGGAGCAUUAACGGGUACUGGAUAUUGCUUCCUCUUUAUUUCCUCACAAACCCUAUCUGGACUCUGGUUUGAAAACAACAGACCUCUGGUUACAGGUAUCGUCUUUUCUGGUUCCUCCCUUGGUGGCGUUGCGUUUCCAUAUCUGAUUGAAUUUUUAAUUGGAAGGUUUGGCUGGAGAGGGUCUUUUUAUAUUCUUGCAUCGCUGAAUCUACAAACAGUCAUUUUCGCCUGUCUAAUGAGAGAAUCUCCAUUGCAGAAGACAUGGAAAAAAUCAAAAACUAAGAAUAUCAGGAAUAAUCUCACCAAUAGCACACAAACAAUCUAUAGAGUCCUUGAUGAUGAUGGAAGGAAAAUUCAAAACAAUGGACCAAUAAUUGAAAAUAUUGCUACAAGCCAAACAGCCGCAGACCAAACUAGAAUCGACGAACAAGUGAAGUCCAGAACGAUGAAACUACUUACUAACUUACCAUAUGUCUUAUUAAUUAUAAAUAAUAUUUUGUGGAAUUUAGGUGGCUCUGUACAAUUACUUCUUGGACCAGACUACUACACUCAAGUUGGUUUUGACUUAAGACAAGCAGCUUUGCUCUUAUCUGUACAACAAGGCACAAUGGUGGUCGGUUGUGUUGUCGGUGGAAUUUUGGGUAAUUUUCGCAGUUUCAACAGAAACGGUUUAUUUUUAUUCUCAAACAUUUUAUCAGGUUUCUGCAUACUUGCCUACACAUUUCCAGUUCUACAAGCAAUGGCGGGUUUUGUUUUCAUUAACUCUGUGUUUGGACUGAGUUCGGGGGUAAGUCUCGGAUUGCUCGUCAUACUUGUAUCGGAUUUUGUCGGAAGUCAACUGUUUGGGGACGGAAUGGGAUAUUUGAUGUUAGCAUGUGGAAUUGGAGUGUUCAUUGGGCCACCAUUAGGAGGUUACCUGAUAGAGAAGGCAGAUUCCUAUGACGUCGCCUUUUACGUGGCUGGAUCAGUUACCGUGCUCAGUGGUGUCAUAAUGUUGAUCAUUCCAAUCAAACACUGUUUCCGGAAGCCCCAGAAAUACGUCAUUUCCUCUGUGACCUAAUCUUUUUUAAUAAACAAAAGAAAUAUAAAUAUGUAAAUAUUUCUGGUGAAGAUAACGAACAACAAUCGAUCUCAACAUUUCCAUAAAUAAAGGAAAGGUGGCAUGAAACACAGUCAGAUCCGGUUUGAGAUGUAAGCAUUCCCUGUUGACGGGAGAUAACUGCCGUGAGCCCCCCUGUAUUGAUUUUGACUAUGAAACAUUGUUUUGUAACAUUAAAACUCACUUUUAAUCAACAAGGCACAAAAAUUUCAUUUUAUUUUGACCCAUUGUUUAUGAUUUGAUGUACAAGC